AUGGCAGACAAGAAAGCAUCCCCAGAGACAGAACAUAUUGAAUCCGAGAUAAAAUCGGAUCCAUCUAGUCUGAUACCUCCCCUUAUGUCAGAAAGACAACCAUAUGGCGAAUCUGGCCUAAGCGGUAUCCUCACGAACAAGUAUGUAGCAGCAUGUGCCGCAUUCGCAACGAUGGGCGGAGCAAUGUUCGGGUACGACCAAGGAGUCGUCUCCAUAACCCUUACAAUGGACCAAUUUCUUGAACGAUUCCCAGAGGUUGGCCCCGAUGCCCCCGGUGCAGGAUUCCAGAAAGGAAUUCUCACUGCCAUGAUCGAGCUAGGAGCCUUCCUUGGAGCAAUGAACCAGGGAUGGAUUGCCGACAAGAUCUCUCGCAAGUGGUCUAUUAUGGUCGCAGUAAUCAUCUUCCUCUUUGGCUCCGCCCUACAGACGGGAGCUAUGAGUUUCGAAAUGUUGGUAGGUGCCCGGUUUGUUGGAGGUAUUGGUGUCGGCAUGCUGGCUAUGGUGGCACCGCUGUAUAUUUCUGAGAUUGCGCCACCGGAGAUUCGUGGUACUUUGCUCGUUUUGCAAGAACUCGCUAUUGUUACUGCUAUUGUGAUCGCUUUCUAUAUCACCUAUGGUACACGAUACAUUCCUGGUGAAUGGGCGUGGCGCCUUCCUUUCCUCAUUCAGAUGAUUCCGGCCAUAUUCCUCGGCGUCGGCAUUCCUUUUUUACCAUAUUCACCUCGUUGGCUCGCUGCUCGAGGCCGAGAUGAAGAAGCACUCAAGGUUCUCUGCAAAUUGCGCGGUGUUGACGCCACGGACGAGCGAGUGAUUCGAGAGUGGGUUGAGAUUCGCUCCGAAGUGGCGUAUUGCAAAGAAGUGAGCAUUGUGAGACACCCAAAGUGUCAGGAUGGAAGUUACACCAGCCGUGCUAUGCUUCAUAUCUGGAGCUAUCUGGACUGUUUCCGCAAGGGAUGUUGGAAGCGAACCCAUGUCGGUAUUGGACUGAUGUUCUUCCAACAGUUCGGCGGCGUCAACGCCCUCAUAUACUACUCACCCAGUCUAUUCGCAGGCAUGGGUCUAGGAUACGAAAUGCAGCUCCAUAUGUCUGGCGUCAUUAACAUCUGCCAAAUGCUAGCCUGCUUCUGGUCACUAUGGGGAAUGGAUAAAUUCGGUCGGAGACCGUUGCUCUUUGGCGGUGCUAGCUGCAUGGUACUUGCGCAUUUCAUCAUCGCCGUGCUAAUGAGCCAAUACCAAUCAAACUGGCCUGCGCAUUCAACAGAGGGCUGGGUUUGCGUCGCUUUCCUGUGCUUCUUCAUGCUGACCUACGGAGCUACUUGGGGUCCUAUCCCUUGGGCUAUGCCAGCUGAGAUUUUCCCUUCUUCGCUACGUGCUAAGGGAAUGGCGUAUGCCACAAUGUCGAACUGGCUCAACAACUUCAUCAUCGGUCUUAUUACCCCACCCCUUGUGCAAAACACUGGAUAUGGAACUUAUGUGUUCUUCUGUGUGUUCUGUGCUCUUUCGUUUGUUUGGACAUGGCUUUUUGUUCCAGAGACUAAUGGGAAAACUUUGGAGGAAAUGGACUCGGUCUUUAAGGAUAACAGUUCGAGCGCGGAGAUAGAACAGCGCACAAGAAUUGAGGCUACAAUCUGGGCCCAUGUCGCGGGGCGAUCUCAUGGACUCGAAGGCACUCAUCAACUUACUUAG
This is a messenger RNA of Penicillium vulpinum, 1686 nucleotides long. RefSeq names its product sugar porter family MFS transporter. The coding region runs from base 1 to 1686 and encodes 561 amino acids. Gene Ontology annotation, molecular function: carbohydrate:proton symporter activity. The transcript is spliced from 4 exons. Gene Ontology annotation, cellular component: membrane. The record is from RefSeq and is a predicted model, not a curated record. Lineage: Eukaryota; Fungi; Ascomycota; Eurotiomycetes; Eurotiales; Aspergillaceae. Gene Ontology annotation, biological process: transmembrane transport; carbohydrate transport.